AUGGAUGAUACGUUAACUAUAUCAAUUGACUUCAUAGAUGAUCAAAUACAACAAUAUGAUUUCAAUGAACCAUUGAUUAUUGGUAUCAGUGGACCUCAAGGAUCAGGUAAAUCAUAUUUAACUAAUCAAUUAUAUAAUUAUUUACAAACCAAAUAUCAUCCGAAUCUCAAAACUAUACAAUUUUCAAUGGAUGAUUUUUAUUUAUGUAAAUCAGAUCAAGAUAAACUCAAUGAUUCCACAGAAAAUCCAUUAUUAAAAGGUCGAGGAUUACCUGGAACUCAUGAAUUGUCAUUAUUAGUUGAUACAUUUAAUAAAUUGAUCAAUAAUUAUAAACAAUUUAAAAAGUCACACUUGGAAAGUGAAAGUGAAAGUGAAAGUGAUUGGGAAGUGAUUAAAAUACCAAGUUAUGAUAAAGGAGCAUUUAAUGGUAUAGGUGAUCGAUCUAAUGACAAGUAUCAUACAUUAAUUGAAUCACCAAUAGAUAUAAUUAUUUUUGAAGGUUGGUUUAAUGGAUUUUAUUCAUUAGAUCCUACCAUUUUACAAUUAAAAUAUUUAACGUCAUCACCAUCACCAUCACCAACACCAACACCAGAAAACAACAACAAUCAUAUAUCAUUACAAUCGUUUAAAUUAUAUGAUUUACAAGAAAUCAAUAAAAACUUACAAAAUUAUGAAUCAUUAAUUUGGUCAUUUUUCAGAAUUUCUAUAAUUUUUCAAACUGAUCAAAUAAAUAAUGUAUAUCCUUGGAGAUUACAACAGGAACAUGAAUUAAUUGCCAAACAACAGCAACAACAACAACAACAAAAAUCCGUUGAAGGAACAUGUGACCAAGUUGGUAUGAAAAAUGAUGAUGAAAUAAUCAAAUUUAUUGAUCGAUAUAUGCCAAUUUAUUUAUUAUAUUAUGAAAAUUUAUGUGAUUAUGGAAUUAAACAUUGUAAAAAUUUGAUUAUAUCAAUUGAUUCUAAUAGGAGAGUUAUCAAGAAUCGAGUUUUAAAUAAUGUGUAA
This is a messenger RNA of Candida albicans SC5314, 1005 nucleotides long. RefSeq names its product putative ATP-dependent kinase. The coding region runs from base 1 to 1005 and encodes 334 amino acids. The record is from RefSeq and is a predicted model, not a curated record. NCBI's taxonomy places the organism in Eukaryota, Fungi, Ascomycota, Pichiomycetes, Serinales, Debaryomycetaceae. Gene Ontology annotation, cellular component: cytoplasm. The transcript has a single exon.